Messenger RNA from Guillardia theta CCMP2712, 499 nucleotides. RefSeq lists its product as hypothetical. The annotation marks the transcript as partial. Lineage: Eukaryota; Cryptophyceae; Pyrenomonadales; Geminigeraceae. The transcript has a single exon. The record is from RefSeq and is a predicted model, not a curated record.
AUGCAGGAGAUUCAAGCUAUGCUCUCCCAGCGACGCAGUUCCUCCGAGAACCAGUUUCGCUUCCCAUUCGCCAUGGAUUCUGGCGACAAUGUUGGACAUCAUGGCCCUGUUGAUGUCCAUACUCUUGCCGGCCUUCAGGGAGGUGGAGACGUGAUCCAAUUGACUUGUAAGAUCGUGGAUCCUGAGAUGAACGGAGGCAUGCGUUACAAGGCCUGGACUCAUCACCGCGAAGUUGUGCUCCAGCGUUUGAAUGGCUGGCAGCUUGUUGCAAGUGGUCCUGACUUCGCCACCUUCAAUGUUCCUCGCGCCAUUGUUGAGGCUGCUGCUACCGAGCGCCAAGCCAAGAUCCCCAAGGAGGAGCGUCGGUACUGGGGAGACAAGAGUGACUUCUGUCGUUGCCUUGAGACCGUUCUUAACGAGCUUGAGCCCAAAGCAACCAGCGCCCCCUCUCCAUCGUCAUACCUUCUCUUCUGCCAAGACAAGAGGCAGGAGCACAAGG